This is a messenger RNA of Thermothelomyces thermophilus ATCC 42464, 2418 nucleotides long. RefSeq lists its product as uncharacterized. Lineage: Eukaryota; Fungi; Ascomycota; Sordariomycetes; Sordariales; Chaetomiaceae. The record is from RefSeq and is a predicted model, not a curated record. Gene Ontology annotation, molecular function: MAP kinase kinase activity; ATP binding. Gene Ontology annotation, biological process: MAPK cascade; protein phosphorylation; cellular hyperosmotic response. The transcript is spliced from 2 exons. Bases 227 to 2236 code for a protein of 669 amino acids.
AAGGUUCUCGUCGACCAUCUGGUGAGAGCGCGGCCUUCCAAAAGCCGCCUUCAACCCCACCAUCUUCUAUCUCGCUGUCUCGACUCCGGACACGAUUACUCAACACACCACAAGGCCGGAUUUUUUUUUGUUUUAUUUUCGCAAAGGAAAAUCAUUUCCUCCACGGUGUAUGUCGAGCAGCAGGUAGAAACGGGACAUCCUCCUAUUUUUCUGAAAUACCGGCACCAUGGCCGGCCAUCACGACAAUACCGACCCCACCACGCCGGCGGAUGAGUAUGACCCGAGCAACCCGACCUCGCCGGGCUCGCUUGGCGACGACUCGGAGGCGAGCACGCCCCUCGACAUCCCAAGUUCGAGCUCCGACGCGCAGCCCAGUCCUUCUCCCGCCGAACUGCCCCGCCGGUUACCGUCGUUGAGAACAGUCUCGGACCCGCAAAACUCCAGCCAUAUGAGCCCUACCUCGAGCGUCACCGGGCUUCUGAACACGGCGAGGAGACCGACCCCUAGCGCAUCGAGCCUGCCGUUUGAUAUCAUGCAGAGGGCGCGGGCCCUUCAAGAGCAGCGCAUGAACAUGGCGGCCCGGUCCAGCCCUUCUGCAGGGAACCUGAACAUGGGUAGUAUAGGCAGGCAGAUGAACGUGGGAGGACCCAGCGCCGGCGGGCUAGCCGGCGGCAUGCCGUCCAACCUCAAGAUGCCGGGAGGCGUGUCCCGGCCCUUGCCUCCUGCGUUCCCGAAGUCGGCUCCCUCAGUCCCAGGCUCGAAGAAACCCCCAAGCCUGAGCGAGAGGCGGGCCAUGAAGCUAGGCAACCUCCCCGGACAAGGGGCCUCUUCACCUGCUGCCGCCCCACCAAAGUUGCGGGAUCUUGGAGACGACGCGGAAAACCAGCCGUCACUGAACGGGGAAGGCCGGGGCUCCAAACUGAGCGACUUCAAGAACUACAUCGAUGCAGACAAGGGCUGGAUCACCUUUGACGGCGCAGCGACCAUCACAGGAACAGGGGUCAAUUUUGCCAACGGGCAGACGUUCUCCAUCUCGCUUGACGAGGUUGACGUUCUGGACGAGCUCGGCAAGGGCAAUUACGGCACCGUGUACAAGGUCAGGCACGCCAGGCCAAAAGUACCGCGGUUCGGCCAAGGAUUGAGCAAAUUUCGGCCGUCGGUUUCCUCGCAAUCCUCUAACGAGACAGACGAGUCACCCAACGAUACACCAUCAAGCGGCGCCUCUGGCGGGAGCAGGGCGACGUCAGGCGUGAUCAUGGCCAUGAAGGAGAUUCGGCUGGAACUCGACGAAGCCAAGUUCACCACCAUUCUCAAAGAACUCGUCAUUCUCCACGAAUGUGUAUCGCCCUACAUCAUUGACUUUUACGGUGCCUUCUUCCAAGAAGGCGCGGUGUACAUGUGCAUCGAGUACAUGGACGGCGGCAGCAUUGACAAGCUGUACGCGGGCGGGAUACCAGAAAACGUGCUCCGCAAGAUCACCUUCGCCACCAUUGUCGGCCUCAAGACGCUUAAGGACGACCACAACAUCAUCCACCGCGACGUCAAGCCAACCAACAUCCUGGUAAAUACCAAUGGGCAGGUCAAGAUUUGCGACUUUGGCGUGUCGGGCAACCUGGUAGCGAGUAUCGCCAAGACCAACAUUGGCUGUCAGAGCUACAUGGCACCCGAGCGCAUCAGCGGCGGCGCGCUGGCCGCGGGCGCCGCCUCCGGGACGUACAACGUGCAGAGCGACAUCUGGAGUCUGGGUCUGACCAUCAUCGAGUGCGCCAUGGGCAAGUAUCCUUACCCGCCCGAGGUAUCCAGCAACAUCUUCAGCCAACUGAGCGCCAUCGUCGAAGGUGACCCCCCCGACCUCCCCUCCGACGGCUACUCGGCCCUCGCCCAAGACUUUGUCCGGUGCUGCCUCAACAAGAACCCGCACAAGCGGCACACCUACCCAAUGCUGCUCGCUCACCCGUGGAUCAAGUCUCUCGGGAAGCCCGAGACAAUCACCGAAGAUGCCGAGGCCGAGGAGGCUGCCGCUGACGACGCCCUCGCCGACGCCACGGGCUCGCUGAGCCUAAAUAAUCCUUCGGGCCAGGUGCGCGAAGGGGACUACGAGGUGGCCGAGUGGGUCAAGGCCGUGCUGCAGCGCAAGCGAGACGGACUCCUGAAGGAGGAGGCAAAAAAGCCGGCGCUGCAUGCCGCGCCUCUGGAUACCCUUAGCCCUAUGGCUAGCCCGCUAGGAGAGCGCUGAUUUUCGGGCUUUCCAUCCGCCCUCCUGUUCCUUUUCUUGUCACUAGUUCUUCCUCAUUUUUCCUCCUUCCAUUUGGUCUCGCCGGUCUGGGUUCGGUGGUGUUGGCAGGUAGAUUAGGAUGCUCAUUGACGGGGGUAGAUGUCCGAGACGGAGAUGAGUUCUUUACCUUGUCCCUAGUUGGG